UAGUAAUCUGUCAUUUCUUCACAAAAAAAAUGUGUGCGCCUAAUGUAGCAGCUCAGUGCACGUUGACGAUCGUAAUCAGGCUUAUACCCGCAUGGUGGCGCUGUUCCGAUUGGAUUUGCUUCCAAGCGGCCAAGAAGAAGUAGCUGCGCCACACUUGUUUGUCCCUGGCGUUUGUCUUUUCGGCCCAGCUUUGUGCAUCCAUCGCAGCAUUGCGAUAUCAAGACCGUUUUGCCGUAGAUGUUUUUUACAGGUUCUUUAUACAAAGUUGACGACUCAAGUAACCAGUAACCCACUUAAAUGCGAGGGGAGCUUUUUGUACUACCUCUCAAUCAAAGCGCGGGGCAACACGAGUUAGGUAAAUAAGUGUUGUCAAGGAGACGUGAGUCUGCGACGCUAGCAGCGACAUAGCUCGCGUGCGGAAAGGAUUAAAAAGACUUGUUUUGCCACGCCUGGGUGGAUUUCUUUUCGUGGCAUGGCCGAGCUGCACAUCAUAGGCCAGCUGGUUGGUGCCACGGGAUUCCCUCAUAACCGUCUCUUUUGCAAAUGGGGGGUUCAUACGGGCGGAGCGUGGCGUCUUCUCUCCGGCUUGAAGCAGGGUCAAACUCAAGUGGACAGCCCUCAGACUGGAGACAUGGCGUACUGGUGCCACCCUAUUGACCUGCAUUACACUACCAAGGGACUCCAAGGUUGGCCCAAGAUCCACCUCCAGGUGUGGCACCAGGACUCUUUCGGUCGGUGCGAGUUGUUCGGAUACGGCUACUGCCACGUCCCCUCCAGCCCGGGACACCAUCGAGUCAGCUGUUGCACGUGGAGGCCCCUCGGCUCCUGGCAGGAGGAGCUAUCGCGAACGUUUGUUGGCGGUGGACCGCAGCUCAAGAGCCCGGAUCUCAUCUACAGCGGGGCGGACAGAUACAGGCUGCACACCGCGGCCAUGGGCACCGUAGAGCUGGAGCUCGGCAUCAUCAUGAGACACUUUGACAAAUAUGGCGUCGAGAAUUGACACCAAAAUGACCCGCAUGCUUUUUUUUUUUUU
Phycodurus eques (leafy seadragon) is the source of this 1033-nucleotide messenger RNA. It is a transcript of the gene b9d2, whose product is annotated as B9 domain containing 2. Gene Ontology annotation, cellular component: MKS complex. Gene Ontology annotation, biological process: cilium assembly. NCBI's taxonomy places the organism in Eukaryota, Metazoa, Chordata, Actinopteri, Syngnathiformes, Syngnathidae. The record is from RefSeq and is a predicted model, not a curated record. The coding region runs from base 473 to 1000 and encodes 175 amino acids. The transcript has a single exon.